Messenger RNA from Eimeria maxima, 2577 nucleotides. RefSeq lists its product as hypothetical. The record is from RefSeq and is a predicted model, not a curated record. The coding region runs from base 1 to 2577 and encodes 858 amino acids. The transcript is spliced from 8 exons. NCBI's taxonomy places the organism in Eukaryota, Apicomplexa, Conoidasida, Eucoccidiorida, Eimeriidae. Gene Ontology annotation, molecular function: protein binding.
AUGCCACUGGCACGCGCUUCCAGGACCAGCAGCAAGGGAGGGCGCAGAUGCCGACGCCGCAACAAUAGCAGCACCAGCCAGAGCCCUAGCAGCAGCAGCAGUAGCAGCAACAGUAGUAGCAGCAGCAGCAGCGGUUGCCGGGGAGGUCCGGGCGAUAAGAAGAAGGGCUCGAAGGUGCAGGGCAGUGGAUUGUGUGGCAGUUCUUCGUCAGGUGUAUUGACGGUCUCGCUGGCCUCCAAGAGCCGGUGGCCGUCUCGUUCAUCUCAGCCACGGCCCAGCCACUGUCUGGACGCGUUGCUGAGAGAGAAUGUGUUGCUAGCGGUGCUGCCUUUCUUAGAAGCAGCAGAUGCCACGCGACUUGGAGCUUGUUGCACAGACCUUCAUGCAGCUCUCACUACCCCAAGAGUACAGCCGCUCUGGCGCCGCUGGUUUGAGACAAGCGGAUUCGUCUGGUGGCCCUAUGGCGGCGCGUGCGGCAGCUCAUGCAGCCUCAAGAUAGACAGAGAUGGAUUCGUCCUGCGGCAGCGUCAAGGGCAGCAGGAGCUGGAGCAACAGUGGCAAGGGCAAGGGCACCAGCAGCAGCUGCAUUUGCAGCUGCAACUAACGAGAGCAGAAACUAGGCCCGGAGCGGGUUAUCGCCAAUUCAGCCAUGAGGGAUGGUGCUGUCAGUUUCUGUGGAAUGCGCGCUCGUUGCACAAUUGGAAGACCGGCACGUGCGCUUUUGCUGCGUUGCAUACAGACAGCCACAAACUCUGCAUGGUGUCCAUACACCCCAAAGGCGUGUAUGCCUCCAGGGCCGAGGCCACCCCGCUUUCUCCCACUGCAGCACCGCUGCUGCAACGGACUAUCGACUCGCCCGUAGCUGAAACACCGCGACAAGCUCGCCAAGACCAACAGCAGCAGCAACAGCCACACGACUCCUCCACUGCAGCACCGCUGCAGCAACAAGUUAUCCAAUUCCCCACAACUGAAACACCGGGGCAAACUCGCCAGGAGUCGCCCAAUGCAGCACCGCCGCAGCAGCAAUCUGAAACACCGCGGCAAGCUCGCCAACAUCAUCCUCUGCAGCAGCAACAGCAACAACCACAGCCACAGCAGCAGCCGCAGUUAUCGAACAUCAUGUAUGCUGCAUCCCCCAACCGUUUAGCAGAGGCUGAGGCUUCAUCACAGCCUUCAGUCCACUUCACUCCUGGGGUCGGGAGGUAUGUGCGUGCUGUGUUGCAUGCGAAACCGGCUGUGUUGACCGCAGCGGCGGACAGGGUCUUGUGCAUCAUUGACCCUCUCAAAAAGGGCCCCAGCGCCUCCAGCACCAGCUCGCCAUUCAAGUGCGAGGGUGCACAUGGCCACAGCAAUUGCUGUUGCCACCGCGCCCCUAGGGGAACCCACGCUGUCUCUGUUUCCCCUGUCUCUGCUUACGCAGCGGCAGGCAGCAUUUCCUCUUUGGCUUCUCUUGAACUUGAACUUGAGAGUCUUGUUAGCGGAGGCAGCGGAGGCCGUCGAGGCAGCGGCAGAGCCAGGAAGAACGGCGGCUCGCGCCAUGCGGCUGCAUCUGCAACAGCAUCUGUUGCUGCAGCGGGAGUAGGGGAGGGCUUAGGAGAUCACAGGAGGGCAAGCGGCGACGCAGGAGCAGCAGCAGCAACAUCAGCAUCGGCAGGUGAGGUGCGGGAAAUAUGUCGGUGCUGGCCACGUGGAGCGUGGCUGGGCUGCAGUGUGGAUGCAGCUAGUGGCCUCAUGGCUUGCAGCCACCGCUCCACAGAGGCAACUGGUAGUGCCGGCAGAGGCAGGCGAAAGAAAGGCAACAGUGGGAGUGGGGCGGCGGAGCCUUGCGAAUAUAAAGUCUUUGAUCUGCUGCAAGAAACCGAGGUGGCGCAGUUGGCAAUCGAAGGUCAGUUGGUGCACCGCCUAAUUCUCAAUUUCAUUUUCUCUCAAAAUCCCUCUCGCGCUUUUGGCUUCGACAGAUGGCACAGCCUGUGCUUUGCCAAAUACAUAUCUUCGAACUCUGUUUCGUGCGUUGCUGGCCAAAGAGAAUUUUUUGUCUGGACGAUCUCUAAUGCGGUGCCUGGAGAGGCCUUAGAGACUUCCGCGAUUGUGAACGCCCACACCGACGGGAUAUUGGGACUCGACGUCACGGAGACAUACAGUUCCUUAAAGGUUCUCUCGGGUAGUCGAGAUGAGACGAUUAGUUUGUACUCCGUAGAUCCUCUCCUUCGCCUAGCCACUUUUACUGGACACCAGGCGGAGGUAUCGGCUGUCUGUUGGCUGCGCAACGGCGAGGCGGCGCCGUGCGGUCAACAGGGUCCCGGAGAGAACAGGGCCACGGGCAACGGUUUGACGCUCUUAGAACACCAAAAUAGAAUUACGAGGCUCGCCACUUCCUGGGACGGCCGAAUGCUGUUGUCCGGGGAUUCAGAGGGUUUGUGGGAUUUGAGGAAGUGCGCGGACUCCCUCUUGACGGCGAAGUACAAUGGGGCCAUCCUCGACCUCCACGCAAACCGCGCCUUUUGUGUAGUCCGAACAAGUCCUCCCCGUGGUCGUGACACUUUGCAUGUGUUGGACUUCUGCGGAAGGUCCUCGUGA